Molecule: messenger RNA, 4773 nt
Organism: Yamadazyma jaroonii
Lineage: Eukaryota; Fungi; Ascomycota; Pichiomycetes; Serinales; Debaryomycetaceae
Source: the annotation of a GenBank genome assembly
AUGUUGAGAUUAGCUAGUAAGAGAUAUACCACCAGAAUUUCUCUGGAAUUUGUGAAGGUUUUGGGUCGGCCCAGUUACUUAAAGACCAAACUGUUUGCCACGACUGGAAAAGAAUUGGAAUAUGAUAUCGAUAUAAUUUCUUUAACUAAAACUCCCAAAGCACGGAUCUCAUUUACUAAAGACUUUAAAAGCAGAUUAAUUGAUUUCCAAAGUAAUCAUGAUUUGAUUGAUAGGGCAAUUAUUGAAUCUACUAUUGAAAAAGUUCAUAAUAAUUCAAAUAAGGAAUUGAAUAUGUUUAUCAAUGACUAUAAGAAUGAGUUAAUGGUGUUCUUAAGAUUCAUUAAAAGAUCUUAUAGUAAUAAGAUUAGAAGUUAUGAUGAAUUGACAUCAGUAGAAUUAUUGAAUUGUUUAUAUAUCUUCAGAGAUUUAUACAGAAAGAAUAAAAUUGCUGAUGUUAAGGUUGAAGACCAAGUUAGAUUUAAUGAGAUGUUCAAAAGAAUGUUGGAAUUCAUAGAAAUGUCUCCCCGUUUACCUGUUUUAUUAAACAAUAAGCUUUUCAUUGAUGAACAUGGAGUAGAAUUAUUAAGUAACAAUUUAGGUAAUUAUAUUGAAGAAAUUAGAUCUUUGAGUAAAGAGUUUAAUUUCAAAAAUUUAAAUGAUAUGAAACAAAUAUCCACAGCAAUUCAAUACAUUGUAGAUGAUUUCAAUAAGUUUUUAAUCAAUAACAAUAACUUACAAUACAAUAAAGAAUUUUUCAAAAUAUUUAUUCAAAUUCAAAAAUAUAAAAAUUUAGAAUCUAUUUUAUCAAAAUCAAUGUAUAAGAAUUUGAAACCCAUUGAUUUGAAGAAAUUGAUUGAAAUUGAAGAAUUUAGACAAAUCAACAGAUUGUUACAAAAGUCCAAAAAUAAGGAUUUGAUGAAGGAGAUAUCAAGUAAUGAGAUUUUGGGUUUUUUGAUUCCUGAAGAUAAAGCUGUUUUGUCAGUGAUUGAACAAUUACAUAAUUUGAAAUAUUCCCAACAAUAUUCAUGGAUUGAACCUCAACUCACUUCGAUUGUGAAUCAUUUAAUCAAUAAUUGUUGUAAUGGGAACUUGAAUGUUUAUAGUUCAAUCGAGAUCCCCCAUUUUACCAAAUUCAUUGUUUCCACUAAUGAUAUUGAAAAUUUCGAAUUUUCAAUGAUCUAUAAGUACGGAAUUUAUCAUUAUGUUAACGAGUUGAAAAUCUUGAAAGCCAUGAAGAAUGAUUUAUCGAGUAAAGAGAUUCUAAAUGCUAUUAAGGAAUUGAAUUUUGAAAAUAAAGUCUUGAAAGAAAAUUUCCUUCAAUUACAUGAACAAUUGGGAUCGUUCUUCAGACAAGUUAGCUGGUCAACUGAUGGUUUGAAUAAUUUGGUCACCCACAAAAACUGGUAUGAUUGGUGUGAAGAAAAUAGAGAAAGUAAGAUUUUCAGGCAUAUGAUUGAUUAUUCUAAUUUAUCUAAUUAUUCUUAUUCUGAAAUCGAAAUUCUGAAUAAAAUAGCACCAAUUUUGAAUGAUUUAAGUGAAUUAUCCAUUAAAAAUGAGUACUUUGACUUAUCAUCAACCUCUAUUGAUUAUUUGAUUUCAUUAUAUAAGUAUGAUGAACAUUUCGAUUUGACUGUUUUGAAACAAUUACAAUUACAAUUCGGUGAUGUUUAUUUUUCAAACCUUGGCAUGCUUGUUAAUGGUUACAAUACAUUAUUUGAACAUUUGAUUUUCUAUGAUUUAUCGAACAUCAAAUGUAAAGAGGGAGUUUCUUCAUUUAACGAAUUUUCCACUCAAAGUUUAGAGAAAUAUUUUGGUUAUUAUCUGAAUUUGAUUGAAAAUCCGGGAUUAUUGGAUAUCAUGGAACCAUUAGUAUUAGAAGCUCGUUUCAAGCAUUUUGAGGAUGCAGUUUCUCAUUAUUGUGAAGAACUCGGUGUUCUCAUUAGAGAUGAAGGUUUAGAUUUUGAUCAUAUUACUAAACCUCAAUUACUUUCAUUCCUUCGUCGUAGAAUCAAUGAAAUCUCUGCCGUAGAUAGAAAUGGUAAUUCAAAUCCUCAUUCGAGGAUGGCUGAUCACUUAGAAGAAUUUUGCGAAUUGACUGAUAUAAUUGAUAAAUUUGCAACCAAUGAUUUGAAUUCUUGUGAUAUGAAAUAUUUGAAGACAAUUGCCUGGUUACUGCCCACCGAUGAUAUUCCUGGAGAAUACAAACAAGUUCCGGAAUAUUUCAAAUUACAUGAAUAUGUCAAUGAAAUCAAAGUUCUCAAAGAUUACAUUGGCUGCGAAUUUAAGGAUUUGACCUCUUCUGAGUUAAUGGAUGAAAUCGAAUUUUUACAAAGUUUUGUUCAUAACGAAGCUGAAGAUGGCGAAUUCCCUGAUAAUUUCAACACCAACUUACAAAAAUUGGCCAGAAAUGUCGAAAAACUCUUAAGUUAUAAUGGUAAUCAUACUGAAGUUUUGGAUUUGAUUGUUAAAAAUGAUUCAGAGUUUGAAAAAUUUGAGCAGUCAAAAGUCAGAAAUGUGGAAGCUUUACCCGACGAAGUCAGUGGGCCUGAAAAUCUUAUCAAUUCUUUGCCAAAAUCCAUUAAUAAAAUCGAUUUCUUGGACAAAUUAUCAUUAUUUGAAUCGUUCUACGCUGAAAAGUAUCCAGAAGACCCUCAUCCUUAUGAGCCUGAAUUCUACGUUCCCAAUUUGAUUGGGAUGGUUUUGAAUGAAACUGAUUAUUCUUUUGAAGAACGUAGAAAUUUCAGAGACUUGAUGAAUUCAUUCAUCGUAACCUUUGAAACCAAUGGAAGUUUCAACAAUGUAAGUGAAAUUAUGACGCAAAUUGAAGAUAUCAGAAAAUUUGCAUAUUCCAAAACAGAAUACAUCCAAAUUCCCGAUAAUAUUCCAAUUCAUAAAUUCUCUGCACAAUUGUCAGACAUCAAAAGCCAACUCAAAAGGAAUGAUUUUGAAUCCAGUUCCAGCUAUGAGAUUUUGAGCACAUUACUAAGAUACCGUGAUAGUCAAUCCAAUGAAGAAUCAGUUCUGAAACUCAAUACGUUAUAUUCGUUAUUAAAUGACCUUUUUAGAGUAAAUGGGAAUCAAACUAGUGUUUUAGAUAGAAUCAACCACAGUGAAUCCCAUUUCAAAGAAUUUGAAACGAAACUUAACCUGAAGACUGAUAAGGAUGUGGUGUACAAACAAGUACCAGAUAGUUUCAACUUAGAGGAGUAUCAUGCUGAAUUGAAUCAACUCCGUAAUAUUAUUGGUAGAAAUUUCAAAGAUGAACAAGCUGGUGUUAUAUUGGAAGUUUUACUCACCUUGAGUAGUGAUGAAAGACGAUUCAAUUUAACUAAAAGAAUUAAUUUCUCUAAAUUGUAUUCCAACCUUGUUAGAUUAUUUCAACAUAACGGUAAUCAAACGUUCAUCUUAGAUAAUGUAUUGUUGAGUAAUGAAGUAUUCGAACAAUUUGAAAGUAAUAAAUCAUUGAAGAUCAUAAAAGAAUCUGAUAAGUACAGAGAAUUGUUUAAAGAACAUGGAGAAAACUUGGAAUAUCUUUUCAAUAAAACAAAAUUGAUCAAUUAUGACUUAAUUGACUUUUAUGACUUGCGUAAAGAUGAAUUUGAUGAUAAAUGUGAUAAUUUGUUAGCUAAAGUGAAGAUUGAAAAUAAUUAUCAAUAUGUUAAUUUUUAUUACUUGGUGAAAAAAUUGGAACUGAUGGUUGAAGAUGAUCAAUUAACAUUGCCUAUUAUAGCCAGAUUAUUGGAAUUGAACCGCAAGGGAGUUGAAUGGAAUGGACAAAGCAUUGAAGAUAUUAAAACUGAAAUUCAUGGUUUCAUUGACACUAUCACCAAAAACAGAGAUUUGUUCAGUCCAGUUGAAGAUGUUAGAGAAAGCAUUGAAGUUCCAGUUGAAAAAUUUGACAUCAAUGAUUUCAAGGAUUCUGAAUCAACAUUCGAAUCUCCUGCGGAAAUCAAAGGUAAGUAUAAUGAUCCUAAAGCCUUCAAAGUUACUGAAUCAUCAGUGUCUGAUGAAGAAAACGAAUUGUUUGAAAGAAAUGAAAUUUUCCAUGGCAAAGAACCAGACUCGGAGGUCAAAAAACUUAGAUCCACUUAUGAAACCAAACCUUUCAAUGAAUUGACUAUUCAAGACUAUUUGGAAAAUGUUAAUGAACAAAAGAAAUUGAAACAAGAAGAAUUGUUCAGACAAAAAAAUGCUUUUGAGUGGAGUAAGAAUAAUGGUAGAUUAGAGGAGAAAGAUUUCUUCAAUCCCUUACAAGUUGAAAAGUUCAGUAAUUUACCAAAGAAGAACGUCAAUUAUUUAUUAUUAACUAUUGAUGGUAAAAAGAUCAUUAGUAAUGAAAAUCCUUUGGAAAACCGUGAAUUCGAUGAUGUUAUUACAAUCUUUAAUAAAUUUCCAAAAAGCGAAAUGAAUCAUUUCAUUAAAAAUAUCAAUAAGUUGAAUCGUAAUGAUUGGAAACUAAUUGGUGGAAUAAACGAACUGGAAAAAUAUUUGGUGUUCAUCAAAACAAAAUCUAAAGGAUUUUUAAGUAAAUUGAUAACAAAAUUAAAAUCAUUAUUUGCUAUUGCAGGUGCAACAUUUACUUCAUUAAUUUUAAUAAAUUGGUGGUUGGACGAUGUUGAUCAAAGGACGGUAGUAUUACCAUCAAAUGAUAUUAGUCCUUACCCCGAUGCUAAUGCUAAUAAUACAAUGAAAGUUGAUGAAACUGUACCUAUGGUAGAACCAACUGAAGUUUCACAACCAACAGUGGAAAAAACUGGAUGGUUUUGGAAAUAA